AUGGCCAGUAGUCUGUACGAAUCCGAGUAUAUUCCGUGGCGCGUACCUUGGGACAAACAGCCAAGGCGCGAUAACGGCAAAGACAGCAGCAAGUGUAAUAGCCAACGUCUCCUUCGAGUGGCUUCGCUGAGCAGCGGUCUUGGUAAAGGUACCUGGGGAAUCACUAUUAUUCGCAUCGACUACAAAGCGCCCCAACAGCAGCUGAUCAACGCGCUUGCCUGUGUCAACGACGCGGUACAAAGAGAUUUGGGGGCCAGAUGGUCGUACUCACAUAGACGAGACGGUAUACUGCUUGAUGGCAUAGUACCACCUGAAGCCUGGCCGAUAAAGUUACUCGAAGCAGGCGCUGUACGACCCGCUGACGAACUGUUUGCCCGCUACUCUCUGGAGCUCCUAAGCAGAUACGAUGGUCUCAACGAAGCGUGUCCCGACACCGUACGCAGCAAAUUCCAAGACUGGAUAGUCCGAAUGCAAGGCAAUCCGCAAGGCGGUGAUAUGCGCUACGUUUUUGGCAUCAUUCUCGACGCCGACACGAUACAACAGCUUCACAGCAUCUGGUGUCAGCGCUCUAGGGUAGCGGCUGCCCAGACGCGAGUGCAGGUCCGUGUACUGGACGCGGCUCCCGGCGACGAAUGCAACGGCGUGUACAAAGUUUACCUGCGCGGGGCAAAUGGCCUGGUCAACUUCUCCAGGUUCGGCGGCCUUCACCAGCGCGACUCCCGCAGCGCCCUCUUCGAAGGCUACUCCGGCGGCGAUUCUAGCAGACGAGGCGGCAGCCCAGCGGGCGGCUACGGAUACCACAGCAGCAGCAACACCGGCAGUCCGUCGCCCUACAACAGCUACAGCGCCUACGGCAACCCGAAUAUCGGUCCAGGAGGAGGCGGCGGCGGCCCGCCGGGAGGCUAUCGAUCGGCGACGCCCAACCAAAAGGGCCAGUACAGCGAUGCGGUGCUCAACGAGCUCGAAAGCCAGAAUGAUGCGCAGGUCGCGGGGAUACUGGGCAAGGUGCGGACGCUGAAAGAUAUGACGGUAGCGAUCGGUGACGAAAUUCGAGACUCUUCUGCGCUCGCGGAAAAGAUGAAUGAUACUUUUGACCAGACGAGGCUGCGGCUGCGCGGCACCAUGAACAGGAUGCUGCUCAUGGCACAGCGCUCGGGCAUACCCUGGAAGGUCUGGCUGCUAUUCUUCCUGGCCGUCAUUCUGAUCUUUACCUAUGUCUGGCUGUUCUAG
Beauveria bassiana ARSEF 2860 is the source of this 1230-nucleotide messenger RNA. Its product is annotated as SNARE domain-containing protein. Lineage: Eukaryota; Fungi; Ascomycota; Sordariomycetes; Hypocreales; Cordycipitaceae. The coding region runs from base 1 to 1230 and encodes 409 amino acids. Gene Ontology annotation, biological process: endoplasmic reticulum to Golgi vesicle-mediated transport. The transcript has 3 exons. The record is from RefSeq and is a predicted model, not a curated record.